Messenger RNA from Lacerta agilis (Sand lizard), 2348 nucleotides. Its product is annotated as riboflavin transporter 2-like. NCBI's taxonomy places the organism in Eukaryota, Metazoa, Chordata, Lepidosauria, Squamata, Lacertidae. The record is from RefSeq and is a predicted model, not a curated record. Gene Ontology annotation, molecular function: riboflavin transmembrane transporter activity. Gene Ontology annotation, biological process: riboflavin transport. Bases 61 to 1365 code for a protein of 434 amino acids. The transcript is spliced from 3 exons. Gene Ontology annotation, cellular component: plasma membrane.
GCCACACAGGACAGCAGCCGCCAACACACACACAGCCCGCUUGACCCUCCUGCCACAGCGAUGACCUUGUUGGUGCACGCCCUGGUCUGCCUGCUGGGCACCGGCUCUUGGGUGGCCAUCAACGGCAUGUGGGUGGAGCUGCCCCUCAUCGUGCCCAGCGCCCCAGAGGGCUGGUUCCUGCCGUCCUGCCUGACCGUCAUCACCCAGCUGGCCAACGUGGGGCCCCUGGCCGUCACCCUGGCGCACCGAUUCCUCCCGGGGCGGCUCAGCGAAGUGGGCAUCAUCUACGCCAUCCUCUCCCUCGGCUCCCUAGCCUGCCUGCUGCUGGCCUUCUUCUGGGGGGAGACCAGCGUGGUGGGCGGCUCCCCCCGGAGCGUGGCCCUCCUCAGCCUCUUCUUCCUCCUGGCCCUGGUUGACUGCACCUCCUCCGUCACCUUCCUGCCCUACAUGCAGAGGCUGCGGGCGCCCUACCUCAGCACCUACUUUGUGGGCGAGGGGCUGAGCGGCCUCCUGCCAGGGCUGGUGGCGCUGGGGCAAGGGGUGGGCACGCUCCGCUGCGUCAACGGGAGCCGGCAGGGCAACGGCACGGGCCUGCGGGCAGAGUACCAGCCGGCCCGCUUCUCCGCCACUGCCUUCUUCCUCUUCCUCUGUGCCAUGAUGGGCUUUUGCCUGGCUUCCUUCCUCCUCCUCAACCACCUGCCAGCUGCCAAGCGGGAGCAGGCCAAGGAAAAGUACCGGGUGCGAGUCCAGAUGGAGGUGACGGGCAGCGGGCGCGCCACGGUGGAGGAGCGGCCCAGGCUCAGCGACCCCGCGGGAAGCCUCUUCGGAUCCGGAACCUACUCCUGGCAGCAGGUAGCCUACAUCUUUGGGCUGCUGGGCUGGGUGAACGCCCUGACCAACGGCGUCCUCCCUGCGGUGCAGUCCUACUCCUGCCUGCCCUAUGGAAACAGCGCGUACCACCUCUCUGCCACGCUGGCUGCCUUGGCCAACCCCCUCGCCUGCCUCCUGGGGAUGUACCUGCCCAGCAGAUCCUUUUUGCUCAUGGGAGUCUUGUCCCUUGCCGGAUCCCUGUUUGCUUGCUACAUCAUGGCCAUGGCGGUGCUCAGCCCUUGCCCUCUUCUGCUGCACGGAUCCCAUGGAGUCGUCCUCAUUAUCCUCUGCUGGGUGCUCUUUGUCGGCCUCCUCUCCUACGUCAAGCUGAUGAUCGGGGUGGUCUUGCGGGACGAGGGGCACAGCGCCCUGGUCUGGUGCGGGGCGAUGGUGCAGCUGGGCUCCAUGGUGGGGGCCCUCCUCAUGUUCCCCUUGGUCAACGUCUACAACCUCUUCCGCUCCGGAGACCCUUGCAACACCAGCUGCCCUGUCUAGAGGGGUCUCAGAGGCCCACGACUUCCGGCCAAAACCGCCUGUGAGCCAAGGAUGGUCGCGCAGUCUCAACAACCCCGAGGGAACUUGGCACACAGUGUCUAGAACCCUGCACAGCUGCAUCAGAUCGGGUGGACCUGCGACACAGUGCUUUGUACCUGGGGAGAUGCUGUAACUGCACCCACCCCUGUGAUUGCUGCAAUUGCUGUGUGGAAAUGUGCUUGCACAAGUGUCACGGGCACAGAUUGUGCAUCGUUUGCAGUUCAUGGCAAAUGGCAUCGAGAGCUGCCCCUGCUGAGCCAACUCAUGCGCAAGAGCAGCCCAGCUCAAAGCAGGGCAAUGAAGGGCUCCACUGGGCGGCUGGACCAGCUGCUGCCGCUGCAUCAUUCUAGCCCAGGGAGGCCACUUUCCUUGCCCUGACACCAGAGACGGAUGUGGGAGGCAGCACAUGGGGACCAAGCAUUACUGAGCUACAGCUCACCUCUAUCGCUUCUGCAAAUCUGUGAAUUACAUUUUCACUGUGUUUUGUUUUUUCAAUUCGUUGGAGGCUCUGAUGUUCUAACAUACCACUCGGACUGAAAACAACUAAGCACCCAUCUGCAAAAGCUGACCCCCAAACCCUUAGGGUCCACCAUGGGUUCAGAUAACUCAUCGUCACCCUGUUUGCAUGUCAGGGGCAGCCCCACUCGAUGGUUUAGCAUCAAUGCUCCCUUCUGGGCUGUUUCUUUCCUCCUCACUCACACCUGGAGGAAACAAACCACGGUCCCUGGGAUGGCCUUAUGCUUGGAUCGGGAACUGUCCUUUGUUUUGCUUCAGCAAACCACAGUCUGCAGAGCUACGGAUUCUGGUUUGUUUGGAGAGAAGCAAACCAUGCAGGUCACGCUAAGCCAGAGAUGGUGGUUUGUUGCAUGAACCAGGGAGAGCAAAAGGAGUGAGAUGAAUUUAUGCACACUAAGCAAAGGUUUCUGGCAGGGGUGGGGAAGCUG